UUUGUGGUCAGGACAAAAACCAUGUGUUGAUCUUGAAAUUUAUUUGUGCCAUUUUCAAUAAAAGCUUGGAUUACUUCCAUUAGGAGCUUGUCCAAUACCUCUCUUAUUAAAAAUCUCUUGAUUCUUGAUCUACAAGAUGGUUUUGUAUUGUCAUUAGGUUUAUAAUUUUGAAUGCUGUAGCAUACAAUGAUUUGGUUUUUAUUGUAUUUUUUGAUGGAUGAGGAAAAUGAGAAGUAUGAGUAAUAUUUCCAUGGGAUGGUUCAUUUUUUUAGGGAAAGUGGUUUGAAUAUAUGGCAUGGUGUGCCUAAUUUAUGCUCGUCCAUGCCCGUCGUGCGAUGCUUUAGAAUCUAUUUAUUGUGGCCACACCAUUUGUUUUAAUGCCAUUUCCUCGUACGAACACUGCCUUCUCGUGUGGAUGUGGAUUUAGGAGUGUUGGCUUUUGAGUUGAAUGUCCUUGGCUUUUAAAUUUCUUGGAAAUUGUAAAUCACAUGUUCUCUACAGUACUCGAAACACUAUGGUUCAGACACUAGAAUCUAUCAGGGGUGGCGGCGGAUCUAUUAAAGUAGGAACUACUGGGACAAUCAGUGCACUGAUGUCUCGAGAAUUAGACUCCGCUAAGUCUGCAACGAAAGCGCCUUCUUCAAUUACCUCUGUCUCUGUUAUGCUUGGUAACACAUCUCCCAGAAAGCUCAAAACAAUUGGCGAAGCUAGCAGCAGCACCACGGGAAGCGUUAAAAAUCAUAAAAGCCCCGAAACUACAAGGAGAACAAAGCGCCAUGGCGGACACACUCAUCAUAUACCAAUGCUCACUGCUGAUAAUAUGUCUCUAGAUGGAACUCCGAUGAGACAGAAGCCCAUCAAAAAGGGGCCGAAUGUAGUUGAAAUUGUGGAUCUAAAAUGUGGGAAUCCCGACAGGAACUGGGUGAACCCCAUCACAAACCGUCUGAAAAAACUUGGAUUCUCAAAGUUAUCAGAGAGCAGCACUAUCUAAAAUUCCAGCCUCUCGACGUCUGCUUUCAGAUUCCUGUAUGUAAACCGAGAAAAGGAACCUCGCCGGUUGCUUUCUGCUACUUCUACCAUAGAACAGAAACUUGGUAUCAGCCCUUUGCUUCCUCUCUUCUUUUUCCUAGUAUUGGCAGCCAUUGACUCAGGUUUCGGUUUGGAAGAUUCACCAGUCGAAGCAACUCCUUCAAUUUGAUGACACCUGGCCUUACUACCUGACUCAAGCUGAUCGAAAUAAUCCAUUUCUUGCAUUAUAAGGGACCCAACUGUGCCUCUCGUCCCAAUAGCUACUGGGAUGGUAGGCCUUGCAGCAGGCUUUUCGGGGACAGCCGAGCUGUUAAGACGAUGUGUAGAUGAUGAAUGCGAAGUAAAACCCAUUUUGGCUCCCAGACUUCACUUCGAUGGGAUUAGGAACAUCUGAAGUUGGUGGUUUCAAUCUCCAGGUUUGCUCGAAUCUCUUAACCUUUUUGAUAUAUGAUAUAUGAUAUAUAUAUAUAUAUAUGCAUGUAGUGUUUUGUGAAAGCUGAGUAUUGAUGGUAGGCAUCAUAGGGGUUGUGAAGUGUGGUGAUCACUAGAUUCAUGUGCUGACCUUUUGAAUCUCAUUUAAGUUUGCUGUCGUCUUUGCGUUGCUGCCUUCUACUUUUUCUAUCUUUGUUUCAAUUCUUGGUCGAUUUUCUGGCUUGGCUACCCUGAUUGUUUGUUUUUUGGAGUAUAUUUGGAUUUGAUUGAACAUUUUAAAUGAGAAAUAGGAUUUUGUUUUAGGGUGUGUUUUUGGUAAUCUGUUUUUAGAUUUUGUUUUUUAUUUUAAUUUACAUGUGAUGUUUCAUCAGAGAAAAUUAGAUUUUUACAUACAAUUGUGAAGGUUGAAUAGUGAUGAACACACCCCCUUGUACUUUACGUUGUUGUUGAUAGGAUAUUAAAGUAACAAUGACUUAGAUGUAA
Molecule: messenger RNA, 1944 nt
Organism: Andrographis paniculata
Lineage: Eukaryota; Viridiplantae; Streptophyta; Magnoliopsida; Lamiales; Acanthaceae
Exons: 2
Coding region: 449-991 (180 amino acids)
Source: RefSeq, a predicted model, not a curated record